AUGACAGAGUGCAAUGCCAUCUACGAGGGCCGUUACCUCCUCGGUACCAGCUUGGCCCGUCCCGUCAUCGCUCGCGCUCAGAUGCGCGCUGCCCAGCGCGAAGGCUGCCAGUUCGUCUCGCACGGCGCCACUGGCAAGGGUAAUGACCAGGUCCGUUUCGAAUUGGCUUUCUACGCCAUCCAGCCCUCCAUCAAGAUCAUCGCCCCUUGGCGUGAUCCCAAGUUCUUCAAGCGUUUCGCCGGCCGUAACGAUCUGCUGGACUACGCUGCCCAGACUGGCAUUCCCGUCACCUCCACUAAGGCCAAGCCCUGGUCGAUGGAUGCCAACUCUGCUCACUGCAGUUACGAGGCUGGUGUCCUCGAGGACCCCGACCACACCCCCCCCGCCGACAUGUGGACCAUGACCAACGACCCCCUGAACGCCCCCAACGAGCCCGUCGACAUCUCCAUCGAGUUCGAGAAGGGUAUCCCCGUCAAGGUCACCACCCCCGAGAAGACUUACACCGACCCUGUCGAGCUCUUCAAUGCGCUUAACAAGCUCGGAUACACCCACGCUAUCGGCCGUAUUGAUAUCGUUGAGAACCGUUUCAUCGGUCUGAAGAGCCGUGGCUGCUACGACUCCCCCGCCAUGACCAUCCUGCGUGAUGCUCACCUUGACCUUGAGGGUCUCGUCCUGGACGGCCAGGUCCGCUCCCUCCGUGACCAGUUCGUUACCCACAACUGGUCCAUCCUGCUCUACAACGGCUACUACUUCAGUGCCGAGCGUGAAUUCAUCGAGAACAGUCUCGUCUACAGCCAGAAGCGCGUCAACGGCCAAGUCCGCAUGCGCCUCUACAAGGGCAACGCCUACGUCCUCGGCCGCUCUAGCAACACCGAGAAGCUCUACUCUGCCGAGGAAGCCUCCAUGGACUCUCUGGAGGACUUUGAGCCUACCGACACCACCGGCUUCGUUGCCAUCCAGUCGAUCCGUCUCAAGAAAUACGGUCUCCAGAAGGCCGAGGAGGGCGAGUCCCUCAGCCGUGCUUAA
Messenger RNA from Aspergillus melleus, 1026 nucleotides. RefSeq names its product argininosuccinate synthase. Gene Ontology annotation, molecular function: ATP binding; argininosuccinate synthase activity. The coding region runs from base 1 to 1026 and encodes 341 amino acids. The transcript has 8 exons. Gene Ontology annotation, biological process: L-arginine biosynthetic process; urea cycle. Gene Ontology annotation, cellular component: cytoplasm. The record is from RefSeq and is a predicted model, not a curated record. Lineage: Eukaryota; Fungi; Ascomycota; Eurotiomycetes; Eurotiales; Aspergillaceae.